This is a messenger RNA of Phytophthora nicotianae INRA-310, 864 nucleotides long. RefSeq lists its product as hypothetical. The record is from RefSeq and is a predicted model, not a curated record. Bases 1 to 864 code for a protein of 287 amino acids. NCBI's taxonomy places the organism in Eukaryota, Oomycota, Peronosporomycetes, Peronosporales, Peronosporaceae. The transcript is spliced from 2 exons.
AUGGCAGAGUCAAGGGGCGCUCGCAUCCGGAGUGCACGCCGGUCGAAGACGUUCAGGAAGCGACGAACGGCCCGAGCGCCGAGCCCAGAUGAUCCGUCGGGGAAGUCUAGUCCGAAUGACGACGAUGAUGCUCGCUGGAACUCGAAGAAAGAGGACGACCCUGAAGAACCCAAGCGCAGCAUUCCGAAGAGCGAGCCACUAGGCCGCGUUAGGCGUAUCGCUCCGCCGCCGAAGGAAGGUGACGCCCGGGAUGCCAACGGUGCGCUGAAGCUGACACAGGAUAUGCUGACCCGAAUGAAGCUCCGUCAAGACCAGAUGACUCUGAACGUUGAGCGCGCCUUCACAGCAAUCCAGUCGCUGGCUCAACGGGCUAUCGCCCAGGAGGAGCGCCUCGCCCGGAGCGGGGAGGCCCAGAAGAGUCCGAAACCGGAGUUCACUGUGUCGUCCCGCAAAGGGUCGAGAAGCGCACCGCUAGGUGCGCCCUCCGAGGUGUCGUCGUCGCCUGCCGUUCCAUCGCCGGAAGUGCUCAUGCGCCAGGCCGAGGAAGCCGCACUCGCCGAGCUUGAGCGUCGCUGUGAACAGCGGCAAGCCGAGGUCGAAGAAGAGAAGAAGGCUUGGACAACCGACAUCGAGCGUACCCUGAAUGUCAAGUUAGCGUCCUUCCAGCAGAAGAUUUGUGACCUGGAAGACGCACGCAAUCGGGAUCAACCUACCAUCCGGAUUCUCCGGAAGGCUCCGGAGACUCGUUCGCGCAACCUUCCUGCGACAUCGUCCCAGGUUCAAGGAGCUGAAGGGUCGCCUUUACCUGACCCAGCAACCCAAAAUUCUGGUCGCGCAACAUUGCACCCACAAUCGGAGAAGUGA